Messenger RNA from Anopheles coustani, 1030 nucleotides. Its product is annotated as glutathione S-transferase theta-1-like. The record is from RefSeq and is a predicted model, not a curated record. Gene Ontology annotation, biological process: glutathione metabolic process. Gene Ontology annotation, molecular function: glutathione transferase activity. The coding region runs from base 145 to 858 and encodes 237 amino acids. The transcript is spliced from 3 exons. Gene Ontology annotation, cellular component: cytoplasm. Lineage: Eukaryota; Metazoa; Arthropoda; Insecta; Diptera; Culicidae.
AAACAACAAACCGUAUAAACAGUGGCCUUUUUCACCUCUUGUUCAGUACGUCUCAUUUUUAAUUUUAUCUAAAGCAAUAUUAAAAACACCAUCCGUUCCAAGUUAAAUUCUGAAAGCACUUUGAUUUUGCAGACGAGCUGUAUCAUGGCUGGAAAACUGAAGCUUUAUUACGACUUCAUGUCGCAACCAUCAAGAGCUCUGUACAUAUUUCUGUCCAAGAACGGAAUACCUUUCGAGCGAUGCCCUGUAGCGCUGCGAAAAUUUGAACAGAAGUCUCCCGAGUACAAAAAGAAUGUGAAUCGCUUCGGGAAGGUUCCGUGCAUCGUUGAAGAUGACUUCCAUCUCGCAGAAAGCGUUGCUAUCGUCCGUUACAUCUGCCAGAAGUACGACGUACCAUCAUAUUGGUAUCAAACGAACAAUUCGAUAGGACAAGCGCGUAUCGAUGAAUACCUUUCCUAUCAACACCUGAACAUUAGAGCCGACGUUUCGCUAUACUUCUUCUAUGUUUGGCUGAAUCCGCUGACCGGCAAGAGCGUGGACCAGGAAAAGGCAGCACGCUUACGGGCCCGGCUGGACAAAGGGUUAAACUUUUUCGAGCAAGUACUGCUGAACAAUGGCAACAAGCCUUUUUUGACCGGUGACCAGUUCACCUACGCGGAUCUAUCGGCAGCCUGCGAAAUUGAGCAAGCCAAAAUUGCCGGAUACAAUCCGUGCAGCUCUGAUCGUCCGCAUUUAAGCAACUGGAUGGCGGCUGUUAGGGAAAGAACCAAUCCGUUUUAUGACGAGGCACACAAGUUAGUGUACCGGCUAACGCCGGAACACAUUCCGACCCCGGCUGUUCCGGCUGAUGACGAUUGAGUAUAGUUUUUACAACUUUGAUUAUACGUGAUCGUUACUGAGAUGCAUGUACAAAGAUGCGUAUGGUGUUGGUUUUAUAACAUUAUGUAAAAAAUGCUUUCAGUUGUUAUGAUGGGAAAGAUACUAAAACCGUCAAAUAGUCGUUUUGCACAAUAAAAAAUUAUGAUGAUGA